Vigna unguiculata (cowpea) is the source of this 3321-nucleotide messenger RNA. RefSeq lists its product as uncharacterized. The record is from RefSeq and is a predicted model, not a curated record. NCBI's taxonomy places the organism in Eukaryota, Viridiplantae, Streptophyta, Magnoliopsida, Fabales, Fabaceae.
GGUGAUUCUUUAGUGUGAAUGGACCCAUUCUCUCGUUAGGUUUUGCUGCAAGGAAUCUUUUCCUUUUUUUGUGUCUAAAGAAAAAAGAAUAGUGGGGUUUGUGUUUGAAGUAGGUGAAGCUUCGGGUUAUAAGCAAAGUUUCUUUCUUUUUGUUUUUAGGGGGUGUUUAGAUUUUAUCUCAUUUUUUGCUUACAAACUGCGUUAAACGGAGCGUUUUCAUUCAUGUGCUCUGAAAAUGAUGGAGUGUGGAUGGUGGUGACUUGGAGGUCAGGUUAAAUCAGGACUUAAACUACUUUUGUAGAUUGAAGAUAUAUGCUAUCAUAAUCUAAUCUUUGAGAGAUGUGUCCUGUGAUUUUGAUCCAAGCCUAGCAUCCAGCAAUUCAGGAGUUCUUAUCUAAAGAAGUUUAAAUGUUCGGAAACAAAGUGUUUCUAACUUAUAAAAGAAGGCGGCAAUCUCUAACUAGUAAUUUUAUCCAUGGGAAUUGUAACCAAAAUUCGGUUUGUGAAGAUGCCCGUAAUGACAACCAAACUGUAGAGAAAACAUCAGAAAAGCAUGAAGAAAAAACGAAGGAUACUAGUGAAGGGAAAAGGCCAUGUUUCAAACAGCUGGAUUAUUCAUCAUUGCCUCUGCUUCAAAAUACUGGUGACCCUAAGAUAGGAGUGCUUGGAAACAACGAUGCAACAGAAACAAUGGCUACUGCCCAUGAAUCAUUUUCAACUGAGCAUCCUUGUGAGGAUAACAUCAAGAAGGAUGAUGAGGAGUUGCCCAUAGUAGAAAAGACUUCAGAUAAUGAUUGUGAUACUCAGAGAAAUUCCUAUGCCAGUAAAAGCUCUGGUAUUGGAUGUGACAACUGUUCUAAUAAAAUUUCCCUGCCAGUUGAAUUGGGUGCUGGCAAUGAUUCUAAUUUAGACAACUCAGAAAUGAUCACAAGGGAUAUCAGUUCUGCGCAAGUCAAUACAUCUCCUGUUUGUAAUAUUUCAAUGGAUGAUCCUACUGAUUGUUGCUCCAAAGAUAAUAUUAGAAACCCAUCUGGAGAUACGGUUAUUCGGGCCAAGUUGACCAGUCCUCUAAUAACCUUCAAUCGAUGUUACAAAAGAAAAAAGGGGUUGAAUGGAAAUGGUAAGCAAAGCAGCUUAUUGCACACGAAGGAAAACAUUUCAGUGUUAACCAAGUGGAGUAUGCUUGCAAAUGGCAAUCUAUGUUCUAGUGAUGAAUCAUCUAGCGAGGAAUGUCCUGUAGAUAAUGUACCUGACCUUAAUCAAUCAGUGGAGCUUUCAGAAAAAGGGAAGACAUUCAAUGAAACGCAAUAUGAAACAUCUUGUAGAAGUUGCUCUAUGUCUUUCCUGACAGACCUUAAUCAAUCUGCUGAGCUUACAGAAAGAGGGGAGCUUUGUCAAACUCAAGAAAAAGUCAAAAGUAGUGAUUCUCCGUGUUCCCCUGGAGUUGUUUCUGAAACAUGUAUGACAGACAUGAGAAAGAAACUUUGUCAUGAGGAAGACUCCGGAAAAAAUGACAGAACAGGAGAACUGAGUCACAGUUGUCUGGUUCACACGGAAGACCAACAUCUUAAUAAGGAUUGCCAGGUAGUCUCUAUCAAAGUUGAUUCUGGAGAUUCUUAUCCUGCAGCCACAGCCACUAAUCAGGAACAGGAACUACAAAAGUCCCAAAUCUCUUUGCGUGAGGCCAAUGAACAUGGUUUGGGCAAUGAAAUGAUGAAAAUUGCUGAAUGCCAACCUCAGCUUGACCCGCCUAAUAACGUUGCGGAAGAACACAUUGUUGAUUUAAACAUGGGUGCUGAGAAGCAUCCCUUUCAUUUGAGGAUGAGAGCACCUGGGUCCAAAUUGGAAUCUACAUGCAGUAGUUCUGCCAUUGCUGAAGAUAAAGUUUCUGAACUGGACCUUUUAAAUGCUAGAAAUACACAGCUGAUUUCAGAAGGAAAGGCUAUAGCUGGUGUUUGCUCAAGUAGUACUCAAGCUCAGUUAAUGAUGACUGAAGAAAGAACGAGGGUUCAACAUACAAAAACCAAUAAACAAAAACCGAUGCCUAUGAUUUCUCUUUCUUUGGGCUUGUCUUUACCUAUGGAGCUCAAGGCCAGAGUCAGUGAUUCUGUUAAUAGUAUGUCAGUUUUGUCUUUGUCAAAUUCAACCACUGAAAGUAGAGAUAUUGUCCGAGAUGGAUUAUGUCGGUUGUCAUCACCAAAACGGAAACUAUCGCAUCCCAGGAACCAGGUAGUACAUGACAACAUUGUACACAGAACAAGAGCUUUAAAUGAACGAGGAAAUUUUCAAGAAUAUUUGAAGCCACACCCUAUCAUGUGGUCUGAAGAGGAGUUGGAUUUUCUUUGGAUUGGUGUAAGGAGACAUGGUAGGGGCAAUUGGGAUGCCAUGUUAAGGGAUCCUAAAUUACGGUUUUCACCAUUAAGGGUACCCGGGGACCUUGCUGAGAGGUGGGAGGCUGAACAAUUAAAACUUCUGAACGAUAUCGAUGUUCCACAGUUCAUGUAUCCAGCAGCAGAAAGGGCAGCAGCUAUGGCAUCAUUGCAGGGAAAUUUUUGCUACUUGGAUCCUAAACAAAGUUUCUGGGAGAGUAACCAUUUGAAGAAACCUAUCACCAGAUAUAACUUUCAAAGUAACACCACUGAGCACAGUCAUAAGCCAACUACUCAUUCCAGAAAGGCCAAUUACAACAACAGAGACAAGUAUGAACUAGGAUUUUUAAAUUCUCCGGGAAGUUUGAGCAUUUGCAGGAAGAACUCUUACUUUAAUGACUAUCCCUUUAAUUGUUCUGCUGCGGCAAAUAAUUUGCCCCACUGGCUCAGGGAAGCUGUUAACACUCCUCCAAUCAUGCCAAAUAUGUCUGCGGUGAUGAGUUCUCAUCCAGACAUGCCGGGAACUUCAGAUCAUUGCUUUAAUACCAGCAACUCAUGCUUUGUACCUCAAAAUUGGUUCAAUGGUCUGAGGGCAAGUGAGCCACACAUGCCAAAUGGUUCUCACUAUUCAACCUAUUCAAGAAGAAAAUAUGGGGUGGUGAAGAUGAACAAGUCUCUGGAACCUCUUGUCCAGAAACCGGAUGACUUGAUCAUUGUUGACAGUGACACUUCUUCUGAAGAGACCAUAUCUGAUGAUCAUCGUGCCAGCUUAUAGCUUUGUUAAUAACUGUUGUUAGCUGCAAAAAGGUUGUAGGUAAAUGAUGCAUUGUUUUGUAGUUAUGCAAUCUGUAAAAUGUAGGAGAUUGAAGUGACUUGCUGCCAAACGAACAUUGAUUUUCAUAUUCAAAUGAAUCUGUUAGAGAUAUUAAAUGGUUGGCAUUUAUUUGAGGAA